AACCCUUGACUGUAAAAUGAAUGUUGAUGCUCCUGUAAAGGAGAUCUUUAUCUUGCCAAGAUUUGAUCAUUUAACAUUAAAAGUAAGAUGCAGGAUGGAACCACAAGUUGGAACUAAUGAGGUCAAAUAUUGGUCUUCUUCAUCCAGCAGUGGACAAUGGCAAUCACCGACUGCAAAUCUAAAUGGGUUUUACGUUGACAACCUCCCAUCUGGCAAACCACUGAUAAUAAAGACACAAACCAGCCAGAAACUAUCUUUGAUGUGUCACUAUGUAUGUGAUUCAGUAGUUCCAUGUUCUAAUUCCUUUGUUGUUCCUCCAGUAAGUGAGUUGGGGACAGAAUAUACUACCAUGUUUCCUCCGUGUCAUGGUGGUUCGAUGUGCCAAAACCAGUGCAUUGUAAGCAAUGUUUUCAACAGUACAAGUGUGAAUUAUGUGCGUGGUACAGAAUAUGACAUGAAGCUCCUAGGACAACAUUUACUGCAGCAACCUUUGUUUGGUAUUAUUAAUGGAAGCUAUAUCGGUGCAAGUUAUCCUGUUGCAGUCAUGUGUGCCAGUUAUAUUGAAAACAAUAAGUAUCUGGUUCAUUUUCUACCACCUGCUAAUGUUGGAGGAUCUGAGUAUAAGGUUAUUAAAGCAAAUGAUUUAGAAGAUGAAAAGUUGAUCUUCGUGGCAACAGAUGGCAAUACCAUUGUUAAUUUAUCUGGAAAUGAAAAUCAGGAGUUAGGAAGGUUCAGACAACAUUUCAUGCUUCAAGAUGCCGGAGACCAAUAUAUAGUAGAUCUAACAUUGGAUAACUCUGAUUUCAUUUAUUCUUUUUCAAGCAGUAAACCCGUCCAUGUGAUUGCUGAAUUUAAGCAAAAUUCUAGUUCUGGAAAUGUGGAAACACCACCUUUUAGUAAAGACGGAUACAAUUUUGUAUAUUUACCACCAGUGUCAAAUAUACUCACUCCGACUGAUGGAACUAGUAUUUCUCAAACAGUCUCUGGUGUAACUUACUAUUAUCUAUCAAACUCUGGCUGGCCUCACCGUUCAAAAAUAAAUGAAAAAAGAGCCAAACCUACUAUAAGUCGAUACCAGAUCCCCGGGGACGGCAUAGACAAUGAUAAGGAUGGACUUACAGAUGAAGAAUAUUGUGGUUUCAUUGUCGAAGAAAAUCCAAGUGAAGUAGGAACCCUUCACGACAUUGACCUAGAUGGCGCUUAUAACGAGGAUUGUAAAGGGUGCCAGGGUGGACAUGAAUUGACACAAAAUCUAAUCUGUAUGGAAUGUGACUUCGGAACCUACAGAGAAAACCGCUCUAGAAUAGAUAAAUGUAUCCCCUGUGGAGAUAACUUCACUACAUUUGAUAUAGGAACCUUCGCUGUGGACCAAUGCAUUCCUGUUUGCAUUGAGGGGAUGGAACUGAGAGAUACAAUGUGUCAACCGUGCCAGAUUGGAUAUUAUAAAAACGUAUCAGCCAAUGAUACAAGCCUUAACAAUACCGAGAGGUUCCAGUGCAAACAGUGCCCUGAUGGGCUUACGACCUAUGACGUUGGAACAAUAGACGUGGAAAAUUGUAUCGAGCAUUGUGAAGAAGGGAGAGAGUUAACAGGUGAAGGAGCAUGCAAACCCUGUGACAUAGGUUUCUACAAAGCAGUGUCUAGUACUGAUUUGAAUGCCCCCUUAGAUAGACGCUGGAACUGUACUGUGUGUGAAAACAACAGAACAACUGUUGACAUUGGCUCUGAACAGGAAACAAAAUGUAUAGAUAAUUGUGCUGAAGGAAUGUUUUUAUAUGGUACAAUGUGUUUUCCGUGCCCUGUUGGGUUUUACAAAAGUAGUACAAGUGAAGAUUACACUAUUUCGUCGGAACUAAGAUGGAAUUGCACUCAAUGUGAGGAAGGGAAAACUACUUACAGUACAGGAAGCAGAGAAUGUUUAGACCACUGCACAAAUGGUCAUUAUUUGAAGAAUGGUACUUGCACACCUUGUGAGGUUGGUUUUUAUAAAAAUACUUCAAGUGAGGAUGAAUCACUUCCGGAAUCAUUGAGAUGGGCCUGUACCCAGUGCCCUGCUGGACAGACAACCAAUUCCACUGGAGCGGAGAACUGCAUCAAAACCUGUCCAAUCGGUAAAGAAUAUAAUGAUACAACCAUGGAUUGCGAUCCAUGUAGGUUGGGUACUUACAAAAACGUUAGCGGAAGUCACAUCAGUUGCUAUCAUUGUCCUGAAAACUACACAACCAGGCAUAUUGGGGCUGUUAAUUUUCAAGAUUGUAAACAUGCGUAUUGUAAGUGUCCAUGUGAUAGAGUAAAUGAAGUGAAAAAUUACACAAGUAGCGAACUGGCACAAAUCAUCGAUGAAAUGAAGGAAGAGUUAACGGUAAACAGAGCCCACCUUUCAGCCAGCAUCCGAAAGAAGAUCAGUGUGAUGGACCGCCGUCCCUCUGUCCAGUAUAUAGGCUCCUUUGGCGUUCUUCUCAUCACUGGUAUCAUGGUUCUCUUAAUCGGAUUUGAUUUCAUUACUCUUAGAGAACAUUUGAAGAUGUUUUUCAAAAAUUUAAAAAGUGUUUUUUGAAAUUGAUGUGUUAAUUAUUCCGAAUUUUGUAAACUUACAUAGCUUACACGCUAAAAUUUACUUAGAUGUAGAAGCUGUCAUGGUACUCUUAAUGGGAUUUGACUUUAUUACUCUAAAAGAAAAUUUGAAGAUUUUUUUUCCGAAAUUUAAAAUGUAUAGUUUGAAAUUGAUGUGUUACUUAUUCCUAAUUUUGUAGUUUUACAUUGCUUACUUGUUAAGUUUUAAUUAGAUGUGGUAGGUGUCAUGGUACUCUUAAUCGGAUUAGUCUUUAUUACUUUAAAAGGACAAUUAUAUUAAUGCAAUAAGCAUUUUGAUAGCUCAGUAUCCAUUAAAUUGCUUUUUUUUCUUUCCAUAAUCCUCUUAUCACUAGAACACCUUAUCUUAUCCUCCUUCAAUGAAUAAAAAGUCUGUAAAACAG
Molecule: messenger RNA, 2975 nt
Organism: Saccostrea echinata
Lineage: Eukaryota; Metazoa; Mollusca; Bivalvia; Ostreida; Ostreidae
Exons: 11
Coding region: 17-2557 (846 amino acids)
Source: RefSeq, a predicted model, not a curated record